Ruditapes philippinarum (Manila clam) is the source of this 507-nucleotide messenger RNA. RefSeq lists its product as uncharacterized. The record is from RefSeq and is a predicted model, not a curated record. NCBI's taxonomy places the organism in Eukaryota, Metazoa, Mollusca, Bivalvia, Venerida, Veneridae. The annotation marks the transcript as partial. The transcript has 4 exons.
UGGAAUGCAAUACCUCUGUGAACAUGGGUGAAACACAAAGAGCGCCACUCACUAUAUAUAUUCCAUUUGUGAUUGCAUUUUCAACUAUUCAAGGAAACACAUUUCAGCCUAUUGAUGAUCCAUGUAACAGCAGCGAAACUCGCGAACUUCCUUUUUUAAGACAACGUGUUGUUGGUUAUAAACUUGCAGAUGGAGAAAAUCCUAUAUGUGAUCAGUAUUUCUACAAAGGAUGGUACAAGAUGUAUGACAAUGUUAUAGCAUCAACGGAUGGAAAUUGUGGCACUGAUAUAAACUGGUACCGCAAGGAUGCUCUUCCGGAAGAAAUUGGCAAAGAGAAGAAUAUGAAUUAUUGUCUUAAUACUGGCAACGGAGAAUGUGGCCUAGAAGAAACAGGAAAAGUGAUCAAAUGUUCCGACGAAAAAUAUGUCUUCAAACUUUUGCCGCUUCCGGGGUGUCCUCAGGCGUAUUGUAUAGAGAAAUUGAACAACACAAAUGGAACCACGACAG